AUGGCUAGCCACCAUGCAAAAGAUACAUUGCAACCAAAACUUUCCUCACCAUCGACAAGCUCUCCUCCUAUGUCAGUUGUAGUGACACCUUGUGCGGCUUGUAAGAUUUUAAGAAGGAGAUGUGCGGAAACAUGCGUCCUGGCACCUCACUUUCCUCCGGAUGAACCUCUCAAGUUCAUUAUGGCUCAUCGUGUAUUUGGUUCAAGCAACAUAAUCAAGUUUUUACAGGAAUUACCAGAAUCUCAAAGAGGUGAUGCAGUUAGUAGCAUGGUGUACGAGGCUAACGCAAGAAUUAGAGACCCUGUAUAUGGAAGUGCCGGUGCCAUUUUUCAACUACAGAACCAAGUAAACGAACUGCAAGCGCAACUAGCCAAAGCUCAAGCUGAGGUAUUCAAUAUUCAGUGUCAAUAUGCAGCUUUGUUUUGCAUUGAAACAGGCCAAUCUCCACAAUCAUCAUCUCACCAAUCUUUUGACGGAUUUGUAACUGGUUCUGAUGAAAGCUUUCAAAGCAGUAACCCUAGUUUCUAUCUUGACCAAGAUUCAUUAUGGGACACUAUUUGGGCUUAA
Messenger RNA from Lactuca virosa, 567 nucleotides. The record is from the annotation of a GenBank genome assembly. Lineage: Eukaryota; Viridiplantae; Streptophyta; Magnoliopsida; Asterales; Asteraceae.